GGCGCUUCGGGAGGCGAUGACGUCACAGAGGCAGGCGGGCUCCUUCUCUUCGCUCCUGGAUGCCGCCUCUGACUCCGCUGAGCCUCGCCAGUCUUCUGGGGAAAGCAGAAGCGGCAGGAGCCAAGGAGGAGAGGAGGGAGCCAAGGCGCAGGCGCAGAAGGGGCGUCCAGGCUGGGGGCCCGCUCCGCUCUGGAAAAGGGGAUGCGCGGGGCUGGCUGCGGAGGGGGGCCGCUCGCAGCAACAGGAACAGCCGUCCUAGCAACAGCGUCCGUCCUCGCUGGUCAUUGGAGGGGCGCGCGGAGGGAUGCAUGAAGAAUGAAACACAUCCUUUGUCAACAUUUACUAGACUUGAAUAAAACUCCAAAUCAAUAAAGACUCAGGAAGAAGUAGAAGGGGAUCCCCUUUCACCGCCUUGAUGCUAAGGGACUUUAUCUUGCCAAUAAUGGAAGUGGACGGCUGGGAAUGGCUGGUGGCACCAGUGCAUCAGCUGGUAUCCUGGGGUGCAUCGGCAGCGAUGGUGUUUGGAGGUGUGGUGCCGUACAUCCCACAGUACCGGGAUAUUAAAAGGACCCAGAAUGCGGAGGGCUUUUCAACCUAUGUGUGUUUAGUAUUAUUAGUUGCAAACAUUUUAAGGAUACUCUUUUGGUUUGGGAGGCACUUUGAGUCUCCGCUGCUGUUGCAGAGCAUUAUAAUGAUAAUUACAAUGUUAUUGAUGCUGAAACUGUGCACUGAAGUACGGGUGACAAAUGAGCUGAACAUAAAACGGCGCUCCUUUUCAGCUGCAGAUAGUAAAGAUGAAGAAUUCAAAACACCUCCCAAGAGAUCCUUUCUGGAUUUUGACUUGAACUACUUCUGGCACUGGAACAAGUUUACAGAUUAUGUGCAGUGUGUCUUGGCUUUCACUGGAGUAACAGGAUACAUCACUUACCUUUCUCUUGACUCAGUGGUCUUUGUUGAAACUCUUGGCUUCCUUGCUGUAUUCACUGAAGCCAUGCUGGGUGUCCCACAGCUCUAUCGAAACUACCAGAAUAGGUCGACUGAAGGAAUGAGUGUGAAGAUGGUGCUGAUGUGGACCAGUGGUGACACUUUCAAGACGGUGUACUUCCUCCUCAAUCAGGCUCCCUUCCAGUUCUCCAUCUGCGGACUUCUUCAGGUCUUUGUGGAUAUGGCCAUCCUGUUGCAGGUUUAUUUCUACAGCUGCUACCCACAGAAGCCAGUUUCACACACAACACACCCAGCCAGUACAAAGGCACUUUAAAGCACACAGUAGAAGCAACUACUAAGCAACUAAGUCGAAAUGUUUGGAGCCAGGCUUGCGACUUCACUUCUUUUAACUACGAUUAUUCUGGAAAUAGCAGCAUCAGACAUGGAAACCUGCAAGGGUAUCAUAGCUGGAAUUGCUUUUAAUGAUUUAUUUAGCUUGAGUUGCGUACUUAUUUACAUGGAUUUUCAUCUUUAGGACUUUCUCACCCCCUUCUGCCCUGUCUGCAGAUAGAACCGAAUUUUAUUUACUUCACUUUGUAUUUGUGCACGUGUAUGUAUCACAAGGGCUGGAUGUUGCUGUUUCCAAUGCGUUUUUUAAAAAAGCUCAGUCACAAGAACCAGAGUAUUUUGUCUGAAGCUUUAACCUAUUUAUAUAAAAUAUGUAUAUGAGUAGUAGUUUUGGAGUGUCUAUUAUAUUUCUGAUAUGACUGAUGAAGGCAAUGCAUUCGCCGUAAGGGAGAAUGCGAAAUCAUUUUUAAGUAUGAUUGAUCUUGGGUGGCGGAGGCUGAAGCCUGGGAAGAAAAGGGGUAGUGUAAAGAAAUGUAUUUUAUUCAGUCUAACUGUGUUAUUAACGUAUAUACCUGCACACUGCUGGACCAGUGUGAUCAAUGAAUAUAUAUCAGAGAGAGGACUGUUUAUAGUAUGGGUGAUGCUCCGGACAAUGGUAAAAUACAAAUCAGAAAUUAAUAUCUGGUAACUGGUAUUUAGACAGAUGGAGAGGAAGGAAGAAGUCUAAUAAUAUGUCGUAGCAGUUUUGUUUAAUGAGCUCAACUCAUUAGAGAGCUGAGGGGAAAAGUGUAAGAGGCUGAAAAAUCCUGUAGAGUCAUUGCUGAAAGAACCACUGAUGGAUUUAUAGCAACAGUGAUGUGAAAAUGGCAAAGCCAGAAAGCAUAUAACUUGGGACACAUCGACACUCUUUGUGCCAGUAUACCUCUUGGCUGGAAAACCCAACAAAGUUGAUUAGCCAUGUCUUCCAAUAGUAGGCUCAUUGAAGAUUCUUGAGUGCUCUAACUAAUGGGACUUUCAGUACAACUGCAUGUUCAACUAAAGGAUACUAUGUGGGUUGGUAUUUUUCAAAGAAUGAAACAGUACAUUAAGGUAGGAGUAGACCCAUUAUGUGGUAGAAGAGCAGUAGCCUAGGGAUGCAUGCAUUACAGAUCUAUCUGGAGGAAAGUUGGAAGUAUGAACUUGGUUCUAAGUAUUAUUUAAUGCCAAAUCAAACCAUUUUGUGUUAUGGGUAAAGUUUUUGUAGUAGCCAAAUAUUGGAGAGGAAGAGAAGCACAACUGUAAACCUAUUGAAGUACCACAGCUUGCUUAACUAAAGUAAGAACGUAUUGUUGAAGGCUUUCAUGGCCAGAAUCGCUGGGUUGUUGUAGGUUUUUUGAGCUGUAUGACCAUGUUCUAGAAGCAUUCUCUUCUGACAUUUCGCCUGCAUUUAUGGCAGGCAUCCUCAGAGGUUGCCUCACAACCUCUGAGGAUGCCUGCUAUAAAUGCAGGCAAAACAUCAGGAGAGAAUGCUUCUGGAACAUGGUCAUACAGCCUGAAAAACCUACAACAACCUAAAGUAAGAUCCAUAGGCAAACUGAUGUGAUCGUCAAAGAAUGAAAAAGCUGCUGGUGAUCUGUAUUAUUUCCAUGCAGUGUCGAUGAGAGAUAAGGAGAAUCUUUAUGUAAUUUUUUGACAGUUUCAGAUUUAUGUAAUACUUUCCUGAGAACUUGAUCUAGACUUAAAUGCAAGCACAGUGCAGCUUGAACUGCUCCAUUUUUCAAGCUCCUUGCCUUUUGACAGUUGCUUUGACCCCCAAGGAGGUGAACACACAAUCAUGCUGGGGUUCAGGAACUGUUCCGUUCCCUUAAAAGAAAUCUAUGGUGUUCAGAAACUUGGGUUCUUCAUUGUUUAACGUAUUUUUCCAGAUAAAUCCUGCAUGGGGAUGACAUUUCAGGUCAUCAGCAGACACUCUGUGAAAUUGUUGCUCUCUUUCCCAAAAAUGUUCCAAAGAAUAAAUUACUUUGUGUGCCUGAGAAUUUGAUCCUCAGAACUUGCUUUCGAUUGGGCAUUUUAUGUGCUUGAUGCAUUUGGCUGUGCCAAAUGUGCUUUGUCCUUAAGAGACAACAAGAUUUCAUUGUAGUGAGAGAAUGAGACCUUGUCAAGGAUUUUCGUUUAAUUUUUAUGAAACUGUCUCUUGCCUUCCAUGCUCAUACAUUCGGCUUUCCAAAUUCUUCAUCUGUUAAGUAUAGAGAAACCUCAAAACUGGCCGGGCUUCCUCUUCUACAAGUAAAACCUUUCUGCAUCUGGCAGCUUAAAAGUGCAGGAAAAUGGCCAAUCCAGGUAAAGAGGUUGGGUCCUUCCACUCUACAGAAGCCUGUAAUAGAUUUCUUCCUCGCAAUUAUAUAAAACCUCAGGAAAGCUGCUUUCAAUAAAAGCUUGGUGUGAAGCACUAUAUAGAGUUGACCUUAGACUUUAGCUAUUGAUUGGCUCCCAUGCUUAUUCAACUUGUGCCUGAAGUGACCUUACCAAACUGAUUUUAUGUGGCAUGGCAUCAUAUGAAUGUUUAAUUGCUCUCCUUUUCAUAAAUGUUCUGGCUAUGUUUGAACAUCUGGGCAUUUGUCUUUUAAAUUAUGAAUUUCCAUCAUCCUUAUAUUUCCCUGGUAUGAUGCUGCAAUUAGGAUUGUACUUCUGUUUGUAUGACAGGGUUUCUUAUAAUAACGUGCUAUGCUGGACUUUAUUUUUGUACUGGGCACUCUCCCAACCACCCCCUUCUUUGAAGAGGUCCGGGAUUAAGCUCGGGUGCAUUAGCUUAGCCUGUGCAGAUCCCCAAUGUCUCGUUGCACAGCAAGUCUCACUGAAGGUGAAAUUACUACUAUUUUUCUUCUUCUCGAAUGCUGUGUACAAGUUUCCUUCUAAUGGCAAUAUCCCCCCAAAGCAGUCAUGAUGCUUGGGCUGCAAAAACAUCAGAAAAUUCAGUAGAUUUGUGUUUAAAAGCAUGAGUGAACUUUCCUGAAUUAGACAUUACAAGACAUUUUGGUGAAAGAUAAGGUUUUUUUUUUAAAAGAUUUCCACUAUAUAUCAUAUUAGUUGAUAUCAGUGGGAUUACUGCUACCGACUAUAUCGAAGGGGAGAGUAAUUGUUGGGGUGUUUUCCUGCUGCUUGCCAGCACAGUGCUUUGUUAUGUCAAAACAUCCUGGGAUGUCUGCCCACAUGGAUGCGCCAUCUUAAAAUUUCUCCCAGUCACAGGGGAACUAUUCACAUAUAAGCAACUCCCACACACCUGGGAAAACCUCUAUGAAGAGCAUCUCAGUGGUCAGAGAACCAUAUCCAUUAACACUGUAGUUCUCAACCUGUGGGUCCCCAGAUGUUCGGCCUCCAACUCUCAGAAAGCCUAACAGUUGGUAAAUUGGCUGGGAUUUCUGGGAGUUGUAGGCCAAAAGACCUGGGGAUCCACAGGUUGAGAACCACUGCUUUAACACAUCUCAAAACGUUUUCCACAGGGGAAAAAACCUUGAAAUGCUUAUCACACCAGUUUGGUUGUAAGUAAAUUUUAAAUGCAUCUCUUGAAUGUAUGGAACACUCGUUUUGACUAUCAGUUACAGUUUUUAAAAAAUAAAUAAACCGAUUAUGCACACA
Anolis sagrei ordinatus is the source of this 4887-nucleotide messenger RNA. It is a transcript of the gene SLC66A2, whose product is annotated as solute carrier family 66 member 2. Gene Ontology annotation, cellular component: endosome; trans-Golgi network. Gene Ontology annotation, biological process: phospholipid translocation; retrograde transport, endosome to Golgi. Lineage: Eukaryota; Metazoa; Chordata; Lepidosauria; Squamata; Anolidae. The record is from RefSeq and is a predicted model, not a curated record.